Molecule: messenger RNA, 1444 nt
Organism: Scophthalmus maximus (turbot)
Lineage: Eukaryota; Metazoa; Chordata; Actinopteri; Pleuronectiformes; Scophthalmidae
Product: serum paraoxonase/arylesterase 2
Exons: 9
Coding region: 107-1177 (356 amino acids)
Molecular function (GO): arylesterase activity
Source: RefSeq, a predicted model, not a curated record
ACAGUCGUGAAGGCAGCAUGAGCUGCGCGUGGACCUCCUCGGCUGCAGUAGUCGGACGGUUGUCGGUUUAAAGACGCAGAUAAAUCUUGUCGUUGGAAGUUUUACAAUGGGCAAGGUGGUGUUCAUCUCACUCCUGAUAGCUGCCUUGGCGGCGCUGUUAGGAGAGAGGGUUGUCAACUUAAGGAGAAGAAGCCUCGCCUCCAGGGAGCUGGUCCAGAAUCACCUGCCCAACUGCGCCGUGCUAAAAAACCUGGAUUAUGGCUCGGAGGACAUCACGAUCCUCGGGGAUGGGCUGGCCUUUAUCAGCACGGGUCUGAAGUAUCCUGGAAUGCCGGCCUCAGAUGUGACUGGAAAGAUCUUCUCCCUUGAUCUACAAGAUUCUCGGAUGAAACCAGUUGAGCUGCGCAUGCCAAGAAACUUUGAUCUGGACUCAUUCAACCCCCAUGGCAUCAGUGUAUACACUGAUCCAACUGACGACACAAUAUACCUGUUUGUUGUCAGUCACCCUGAACACAAAAGCCAAGUCGAGGUCUUCAUAUUUCUUGAGGACGACCACUCCCUGGUGCAUCUGAAAACUAUAAAACACGAACUUCUGAACAGUGUUAACGAUAUUGUUGCAGUGGGCAUCGAAAGCUUCUAUGCGACCAAUGACCACUAUUAUUCCAAUGAGAUCUUAAAAAGUUUGGUGGAGCCUCUUCUGGGUCAGCCUUGGUCCAAUGUCGUGUACUACAGUCCCACGGACGUCAAAGUCGUCUCUGAAGGUUACUACCUGGCAAAUGGCAUCAACAUCUCACCAGACAAUAGUCAUGUAUAUGUGGCAGAUCUGUUCGACCACAAUGUGCAUGUUUUGGAUCGAAAAGAAGACAAUACAUUGGCCACUGUGAAGGCCGUGGCUGUAGGUUCACUCUGUGACAACAUUGAAGUUGACCCUGAAACCGGUGACCUGUGGUUAGGCUGUCACCCGAAUGGAUGGAAAUUUUUCAAGUUUGACCCCAAGGACCCACCUGGAUCCGAGGUCAUCCGCAUCCAGAACAUUCAUUCUGAUCAGCCAGUGGUGUCUCAGGUGUACGCCGACGAUGGUCAGGUGAUCAUGGGUUCGUCUGUAGCGGCCACGUAUGGGGGAAAGUUGCUCAUUGGCUCCGUUUUCCAUAAAGCUGUUGUCUGUGAUCUGAAGUAGCCAGUCACUCUAAUUCUCAGCCAUCAGAAAAAAAAUCUGUUGAAAAGUGAAAUGCAUAGAUAUUCCACCAACCACUUGUAAAUGGAAAAAUGCAGUUUACCCCAUUGCACUUGAUGGGAUUUGAUAGAGUCUCUCAGCUGGUGUGAGAGUGCCUGAAAAACACUGAAUUGAAGAACUGAAUUUACAGGACUUCAUAGUCAUUACCCUAGGAACCUAGGGUUUCUGUGAAAACCACCUAUGUUUUCAAUAAAAUAUGUGGAAUGGUCA